AGAUUGUGUUGUCCUUGACUGCUCUUUACAGGUAAUAUGAUGGCUGCAUUACAGGCAGCUCUGAAGAACCCUCCAAUCAACACCAAGAGUCAAGCUAUAAAGGAUCGUGCAGAAAGUAUUGUCCUGAAGGUUCUCAUCUCUUUCAAAGCCAGUGAUAUCGAAAAGGCAGUACAGUCUUUGGAUAAGAAUGGAGUUGAUCUUUUAAUGAAAUAUAUCUAUAAGGGCUUUGAAAGCCCCUCUGACAACAGCAGUGCUGUCUUACUGCAGUGGCAUGAAAAGGCUCUUGCUGCUGGAGGUGUCGGUUCCAUUGUCCGUGUCUUAACUGCAAGGAAAACAGUUUAAGUCCAGCAAAAAAGUGCCCUUCUGCCAUGGGUGUGGGAAAUGCUGGUACAAAGACCAAAACAGCCAAAUGCCAUCACUGCCCUGUGGGUAGUAUCUGUAUGUCUGUGUGUCUCUCUCAGCUUGCCUUCUUGCUUUUUCAUAUCUGUGGCAUAAUAUGCAUAUCCAACUUUUUUCUUGCUAAAUGUUGAAUAAUGAUAGAAGUGCAAUUUUAUUUCUAAAAAGAGUAUUUGGUACUCAUGGAGUAUUUCAGUGACACUUGUACAAGUGUCUGCAUAGGAUGAUUUGCCAUGAUUCUUUUUACAAAUGCAAGAUAAAGCCUUCUGCUGCUUUUGUUCUUUUAUUUUUGGGGGUCUUUUGCCAAUAUCUCUGAGCAGAUGGAUUGAGAUCAAUGUUUUAAAUUUUUUGGCCAGUCAGGGAGCAUUCCAUGUAAAAUAUGUUGAGACUAGGGCAGCUUAUGAAUACCAGAAACUGAACCUUGCAUUUUACGGUCAAAUCCUAAGACGUGCUUCAGUCAGCAAGUGUCUGUUGAAAGUCAAGCUGCUGUAGUAACAUUUUUCAUAAUUACUUCAUCCAGUGUUUCUUUGCAAUUUGUAUUAUAUGAUCAAUUCAGAAAAGUUUUUAAAAAAGAAAUUGUAUCACAGUAGUUAUCUCUUGAUAACCUAGGAUGUACACAAAAUGAAGUUAGGGCAAAAGUACACAGGGUUGCUGUCACAAAUCACAUCCCUAUGACAAGUUCUUUCCCUAACUUGUAGGAAUCCUUGCCCCCAUGUCCAUAUGUCAUAUGGUUUUCCUCCACCAUGACAUAAUUUUUUGUUGCUGGUAUAGAAAUGUCAUACAAUAUCAUUACAUGGAACAGACAGUUCUUCCCAUUAGAUGAAAGAGGUGGAAGCAGUGUAACACAGGGUGCUAAUUUUGUUGAUAGCACCAGUCAGAUAAGAUGUAUCAUUCCAGCAGAAGAUGCAGAAAUGCCUUGAUUAGUUUUCAGAUACUAGGAUGUAGAAAAUGUAGAUCUGUGCUCCUAAUAUGGUUGUUUUUCAUAUUGUAUUAAGAGAAAACAAGUAUUGACCAAGAGGAGAAAAGUGCUUAUAAACUAGAAAAUUGACUUUCCUAGUGCAUUCCAGACCUGGAAACAGCUUGAAAGUGCAUGACUCAGGAGCAAAUCUGACCUGUGUGUUUCAUUUAUACUUAAUGCCAGUUGUAUCACAAAACUGGUAAGGAAUUAUGAAACUUUUGCUCAUUUUUUAUAACUGCCUUUUGUAAAAUGGAAAAUAAAUAAAUAAUAAAAGGGUCACUGUUAAAUAUUUA
This is a messenger RNA of Sceloporus undulatus (fence lizard), 1647 nucleotides long. It is a transcript of the gene ARPC5, whose product is annotated as actin related protein 2/3 complex subunit 5. Bases 37 to 342 code for a protein of 101 amino acids. Gene Ontology annotation, biological process: Arp2/3 complex-mediated actin nucleation; regulation of actin filament polymerization; cell migration. Gene Ontology annotation, cellular component: Arp2/3 protein complex; cytoplasm; actin cytoskeleton. NCBI's taxonomy places the organism in Eukaryota, Metazoa, Chordata, Lepidosauria, Squamata, Phrynosomatidae. Gene Ontology annotation, molecular function: actin filament binding. The transcript is spliced from 3 exons. The record is from RefSeq and is a predicted model, not a curated record.